AUGGUCGCAACACCAAAGCCCUUCUUCCAGGCUCCCGCCUCGCUCGACGCCCACGCGCUCGAGCAGGUCGAGGACGCCAUUGACAACGUCAACAUCCUCAAGGGCAAGCCCGGCAAGACGGCCAACACAGCCAAGCCCGCGGCGGCGGCAUCAGCAGCAACACCAACAACCUACGAGUCGUCCAAGUUUGACGCCGAAAAGGACAAGGCGGCGUUCCGGCAGUACGAGUCGGCGACGGACGCGUCAAGACGUUCUACCAGACGCAGCACGCCAACCAGACGUACGACUACAACAUGGCGAUCCGCAAAGCAGUUCGCCGUGGACCUGUCGCCGAAACCGACGACGCCGCCGCGCGCCGAGCUCUCCGUCUGGGACGCCAUGCUCAAGCUCGACACGCUCGUCGACGACUCGGACCCGGACACGUCGCUGACGCAGAUCCAGCACCUGCUGCAGACGGCCGAGGCCAUGCGCCGCGACGGCCAGCCGCGCUGGAUGCAGCUGACGGGCCUCAUCCACGACCUCGGCAAGCUGCUCUACAUGCACGGCUGCCCCGAGCAGUGGUCCGUCGUCGGCGACACCUUUCCCGUCGGCUGCGCCUUCUCGCCCAAGAUCAUCCUGCCCGCCACCUUCGCCGCCAACCCCGACAGCACGCACCCCGUCUACGCGACGCCCCUCGGCGUCUACGAGGCCGGCUGCGGCAUCGAGAACCUCGUCAUGAGCUGGGGCCACGACGAGUACCUCUACCAGGGUCGUCAAGGACCAGUCCACCCUGCCGCGCGCCGCCCCUCGCCAUGA
Messenger RNA from Verticillium alfalfae VaMs.102, 795 nucleotides. RefSeq names its product inositol oxygenase. Gene Ontology annotation, molecular function: iron ion binding; inositol oxygenase activity. The record is from RefSeq and is a predicted model, not a curated record. The transcript has a single exon. Bases 1 to 795 code for a protein of 264 amino acids. Gene Ontology annotation, biological process: inositol catabolic process. Lineage: Eukaryota; Fungi; Ascomycota; Sordariomycetes; Glomerellales; Plectosphaerellaceae. Gene Ontology annotation, cellular component: cytoplasm.